Corvus hawaiiensis (hawaiian crow) is the source of this 1434-nucleotide messenger RNA. It is a transcript of the gene UBL7, whose product is annotated as ubiquitin like 7. The transcript is spliced from 12 exons. NCBI's taxonomy places the organism in Eukaryota, Metazoa, Chordata, Aves, Passeriformes, Corvidae. Gene Ontology annotation, biological process: ubiquitin-dependent protein catabolic process. The coding region runs from base 105 to 1247 and encodes 380 amino acids. The record is from RefSeq and is a predicted model, not a curated record. Gene Ontology annotation, molecular function: polyubiquitin modification-dependent protein binding. Gene Ontology annotation, cellular component: cytosol.
GGAGGGGGAGCGCGGCCGGGACCCCCAUGAGCUGGGGAGGGGUCGGGGAGGGAGUGUGAGCCACGGCUGGGACCCUCCUGAGCGCUGCGGCUCCCGGCGCUGCCAUGGCCCUGCCGGAGUGGCACAUCGCCGUGAAGCUGGCGGAGCAGCCGCUGGCCCCCAAAUCCAUCCUGCGCCUGCCGGAGACCGAGCUGGGCGAGUGCCCGCUGGGCGGCUGCAGCAUCUCGCACCUCAAGCAGCUGAUCACGGGCCAUCUGCAGGAAUCCGUGCCGGACCCCGAGCUCAUCGACCUGAUCUACUGUGGCCGAAAGCUGAGGGAUGACCAGACCCUGGAUUUUUAUGGAAUCCAGUCCGGCUCCACUGUCCAUGUCCUGCGCAAGUCCUGGCCUGAGCCUGACCAGAAACCAGAGCCCGUGGAUAAGGUGGCAGCUGUCCGGGAAUUCCGUGUCCUGCACACUGCCCUGCACAGCAGCCCUGCCUACAGAGAUGCCGUCUUCAAGAUGCUGGGAAACAAGGAAUCCCUGGAUCAGAUCAUUGUGGCUACUCCUGGCCUCAGCAGCGACCCCGUGGCUCUGGGAGUCCUUCAGGACAAGGAUUUGUUUUCUGUGUUUGCAGACCCCAGCAUGCUGGACACGCUGAUCCCGGCUCACCCUGCCCUGGUGAACGCCAUCGUCCUGGUGCUGCACUCGGUGGCGGGCAGCACCCCCCUGCCAGCCCCAGACACGUCCUCGCGGGCCAUGGCCUCGGGCUCCUACCGGGACAUGCCAGGUGGCUUUCUCUUUGAGGGGCUCUCUGAUGAUGAAGAUGAUUUCCACCAGAGCACGAGGUCCACCCCUUCCAGCAGCACGUCCAGCUCCCGCCCGGCCUCGCUGGGCUACGCGGGGGCUGCGGGGCCCCGGCCCAUCACCCAGAGCGAGCUGGCCACCGCCCUGGCCCUGGCCAGCACCCCUGAGAGCAGCUCCCACACCCCCACACCGGGCACCCAGGGCCACUCCUCCGGGACGUCCCCGAUGUCAUCCAGUGUCCAGUCGGGGACACCCAUCACCAACGACCUGUUCAGCCAGGCCCUCCAACACGCCCUGCAGGCCUCAGGGCAGCCCAGCCUCCAGAGCCAGUGGCAGCCCCAGCUGCAGCAGCUGCGAGACAUGGGGAUACACGACGACGAGCUGAGCCUGCGGGCCCUGCAGGCCACCGGAGGGGACAUCCAGGCUGCCCUGGAGCUCAUCUUUGCUGGGGGGGCCCCCUAAAUCUUCCUGCUGGACUGCCUCCUCCGUCUGCCAGCAGGGACGAGGCCUCAGGACUUGUCCAGCACGGUGUUGGAGAGAUGUGGCCCCUCCGGUUCUGCAGCUUUGGCCUGUCACCACAUCCUUGCCCUGUGGUUUCACUGGUGGCCCUCCCUGUGCUCCCCCUGCAUUAAAUGGACCGUGUUCAGUG